Messenger RNA from Fraxinus pennsylvanica, 1089 nucleotides. The record is from the annotation of a GenBank genome assembly. NCBI's taxonomy places the organism in Eukaryota, Viridiplantae, Streptophyta, Magnoliopsida, Lamiales, Oleaceae.
AUGAAGAUCACGGCGUUGUUGGUGUUAAAAUGCAGCCCGGAGGGUUCGGAUCCAGUGAUAUUGGCCAACUCAUCGGACGUGAGCCGGUUCGGGUUCUUCCAGCGGCCCAGCGUCAAAGAGUUCAUUGUCUUUGUGGCGCGGACCGUCGCCAAGCGGACCCCACCCGGCGAACGCCAGUCGGUGAAGCACGAAGAGUACAAGGUACACGCUUACAACCAAAAUGGCUUAUGUGCAUUGGGUUUAAUGGAUGACCAUUACCCGGUUCGAAGUGCAUUUUCGCUGCUCAACCAGGUUUUGGAUGAAUAUCAAAAGAAUUUUGGCGAUUCGUGGAGAACUGUGCAGGCUGAUAAGACUGAAGCAUGGCCCUAUUUAAAUGAUGCUCUAACUAAAUUUCAGGACCCUGCUGAGGCUGAUAAGCUGUUAAAAAUUCAGAGGGAACUGGAUGAAACGAAAAUCAUUCUUCAUAAAACUAUCGACAGUGUCCUGGCUCGAGGUGAGAAGCUAGAUAGUUUGGUCGAUAAGAGUUCAGAUCUCAGUGCUGCUUCUCAGAUGUUCUACAAACAAGCAAAGAAAACCAAUCAGUGUUGUACCAUUUUGCCUCCUGGAAGGAACCCAACGGUCACAUCAUCUUCACCACCACGAAGGAAGUCGCCAUCGCCCAGCUCAAAGCCCUCCGAAACGACAUCGCCCAACUCUCAAGCACUCACAGAACUGUUGGUAUUCCUACAGAGAACUACAGAAGAAUCAUUCCUUACGCGGAUGAAGUUGGAGGCUCAUUUGAGAGAGAAUGCUGAAGGUUUUCCUGGAAAUUACUAUUAUCAUAAUGCUUUAGUGGGCCUUAGUUCUUUUGUUUCCCCCGUGACUUCAAGGCCGACUGUGUCCGUUCCUGCUUCUUUUCUGCCACCUGAGUAUGUCGUUGAUGACUCAAUGGUUGAAAGUGGAUCUCAUAGAAGUUUGAGUAAUAGACCUGAUUCUGCUCUGGCACAUAACCUUAAUCAUUUUGCCUGUGGGGCUGAAGCAGAAUGUCUCACAUUUCAAUUGCAGUUGGUUGUUGUAUAUGUAGUUGGUUGCUGUAACUUGACUGUAUGA